Molecule: messenger RNA, 381 nt
Organism: Pelobates cultripes (western spadefoot toad)
Lineage: Eukaryota; Metazoa; Chordata; Amphibia; Anura; Pelobatidae
Source: the annotation of a GenBank genome assembly
AUGGCACAUCCAACAUGGCGAACUCAUCCCCCCGGAUGCAUCUGGAGGAGAGCACCUGUAUUCUUCAGAGGCACCACUUUCAUUAAGCAGAAGCUGCAGGACAAGUGUCUAUUGCCUGUCACACGGCAUCCAAAGUCUCUACUGCCUGCACAGAUACCUCAGAACCCCAGCAACAGACACGUGGUACAGGGCCCAGCUACAGCAUCAAGCGGCAAGGACUGCAACGCCGUCACCUGGAAGUCGGCAGUGCACACACAAGAUGGGCAGGAGAGCUCCCAUCCAGAUGGCAACACACCGUGGAAUGCUGAUUUCCCCCCAACAUCUGCCCCGUCAUCAAGGUACUAUUUCAGCGGUAUUCACACCGCUGAGCUUGAUAAUUAG